Molecule: messenger RNA, 264 nt
Organism: Penicillium salamii
Lineage: Eukaryota; Fungi; Ascomycota; Eurotiomycetes; Eurotiales; Aspergillaceae
Source: the annotation of a GenBank genome assembly
AUGGCUCUUGUCCGAGACCCAUGCUUCUGGAAACGCUUCUCUACUGCUGUGCACAUGGAUGAAGAGUCCAAAGCAGCUGACCAACAAACAAAAAAGCAGGACACACAAUCAUGGCUCUACCGUGAACGCCGCAAGCGCAAGCGCUCCAUUAUCUGCGGCUUUGUCAUUUUCUUCGCUGUCGUCUUCGCUGUCAUUGCCGGUGUUGUUAUAUGGUGGCUAGCAAAGAACAACUGGCUUCAACCCGGCCCUGAUGCGACAGCAUAG